This is a messenger RNA of Pyrenophora tritici-repentis Pt-1C-BFP, 3033 nucleotides long. RefSeq names its product LacA, Beta-galactosidase. Lineage: Eukaryota; Fungi; Ascomycota; Dothideomycetes; Pleosporales; Pleosporaceae. Gene Ontology annotation, molecular function: beta-galactosidase activity. Gene Ontology annotation, cellular component: vacuole. Gene Ontology annotation, biological process: carbohydrate metabolic process. The record is from RefSeq and is a predicted model, not a curated record.
AUGAAGAGCUUCAAGAAACUUUGUAGCGCGCUUGCGCUUGGUUGUCUUGCUAUUGGGAGUGCGGCUAGGGCUGUAGGGUAUUCUUCGCCCAAGGAUUGGAUCAAGCCGUACAAGAGGGAAGUGCUUCAGGAUAUUGUAACCUGGGAUGAGGACUCGCUUUUCGUUCACGGCGAGCGCAUCUUCUUGUACUCGGGUGAAGUUCAUCCUUACCGUCUGCCUGUUCCAACACUCUACCUGGAUAUCUUCCAGAAGAUCAAGGCUCUUGGCUACAAUGGCGUUUCCUUUUACGUUGAUUGGGCGUUGCUUGAAGGCACGCCUGGAGUAUACCGUGAAGAGGGCGUUUUUGACUUGCAACCCUUUUUUGACGCUGCGAAGGAAGCAGGCAUCUACCUGCUUGCCAGGCCAGGUCCUUACAUCAAUGCCGAAGUUUCUGGCGGAGGCUUCCCCGGCUGGCUUCAAAGGGUUGAGGGUAUGUUGAGAACGCGUGCCGAAGACUACUUGAACUCAACCGAUAACUAUAUGAAGAACGUCGGCGCUAAGAUUGCAUCUGCCCAGAUUACAAACGGAGGACCCAUCAUCUUGGUGCAGCCAGAGAAUGAGUACACACAGGCCACUUCGGCGAUCAAGCCUUUCCCAGAUCCUGUAUACAUGGAAUAUGUCGAGAACCAGAUUCGCAGUGCCGGCAUUAUCGUGCCUUUGAUCAGCAACGACGCUUCGGCUCAAGGAAACAACGCUCCAGGAAAACCUGCUGCUGUCGAUAUCUACGGCCACGAUGGUUACCCUCUUGGUUUCGAUUGUGCCAACCCAAACACGUGGCCUGACAGAAAUCUGCCAACAAACUGGCAUGAAAUCCACGAGACGCAGAGCCCAAGCACGCCAUACUCGAUUAUUGAGUUCCAGUCCGGUAGUUUUGACCCUUGGGGCGGACCAGGCUUUGACAAAUGUGGUAUCCUUGUAGGCGCCGAGUUCAACCGCGUUUUCUACAAGCAACUGUACAGUUUCGGUGUCACAAUUCUGAACCUGUAUAUGACCUACGGUGGUACCAACUGGGGUAAUCUUGGCCAUCCUGGAGGUUACACGAGUUAUGACUACGCAGCACCAAUCCGAGAGGAUCGCCAAGUUGACCGCGAGAAGUACUCUGAACUCAAGCUUCAAGCAAGUUUCCUCAAGGUUAGCCCUGCUUAUCUAACUGCCUCGCGAGGUAAUGCUUCAACAACUGCCUGGACCACCAACAGUGCUUUGAGCGUUACUCCUGCUACCGACAAAGACACAAAGUUCUACUUUCUCAGGCACAACAAGUACAACUCUCUCGAUUCCACAAGCUACAAACUCAAAAUCCAGACUUCAACUUUCGGCAACAUCACCGUUCCGCAGAUGAAUGGCACUUCGCUUACGCUGAAUGGCCGCGAUUCCAAGGUUCAUGUCAGCGACUAUGAUAUCGGUGGCGCUAACCUCAUCUACUCUACCGCCGAGGUCUUCACCUGGCACAAGUAUGAGGAUAAGACCGUUUUGGUUGUAUAUGGUGGACCCGGGGAGACCCACGAGCUUGCACUCGCCGUCACGGGACUGGAUGUCCUCGAAGGCGAUGUUAAGAGCAUCACUACCCGCGGAGUUACACUGCUGAACUUUGUGGCCGACGGCACGAGAAAGGUGGCCAAGGUUGGGGUUGAUAGCUUCAUCUACGUGUACAUGCUCGACCGCAACGAGGCUUUCAAUUACUGGUCUGUCGACCAAGCCCCGCACGACUCCUCAAGUCCGGUCAUGCUCAAGGCGGGCUACCUGAUGCGCACUGCCAAGGUCACUGGUGACACUAUCGCACUCACUGGUGAUUUGAAUGCAACAACACCAGUCGAAAUCAUUGGCGGCGCACCCUCCAGUGUUUCCACAAUCACAUUCAACGGCAAGGCUCUCGACUUCACCAAGUCGGAAGCAGGUACCCUAGUCGCGAACGUCGAAUUCACCAAGCCCGAGCUCAGCAUCCCUCAGCUCAGCUCUCUGGAAUGGAAGUAUGUCGACUCCCUGCCUGAAAUCCAACCCGGAUACGACGACAGCAAGUGGACCGUGGCCGAUCUGAAGAAGACAUACAACUCAAAGCGUCCUCUAAACACACCCGUAUCACUCUACAGCUCCGACUACGGCUACCACACCGGCACCCUACUCUUCCGCGGUACCUUCACCGCCACAGGCAACGAAUCCACCUUCUACCUCACCACCCAAGGCGGCUCCGCAUUCGGCUCUUCCGCCUGGAUCGGCUCCCAUUUCCUCGGCUCUUGGAGGGGCUACGACCGCGCCAUGAGCGGCAACUCGACUUUCACAAUGCCGAACCUCACAAAGGGGAAAACCUACACAAUCACCGUCGUAAUCGACAACCAAGGUCUCGACGAGAACUGGACUAUUGGCACCGAAACAAUGAAGAACCCCCGCGGCAUCCUAGAAUACAAGCUCGCGGGUCACGACGCCUCGGAUAUUGCGUGGAAGCUCACCGGUAACCUCGGCGGAGAGGACUAUAAGGAUAUCUCACGUGGGCCCCUUAAUGAAGGCGGUUUGUUCGUCGAAAGACAGGGUCUCCACCUCCCCGGUGCAUUGUCAGCCUCAACCGCCGGAUGGAAAGCUUCCCCUGGCCCCGUGGCCGCUGGUAUCACAGCUCCAGGAAUCGGCUUCUUCGCCACGGAAUUCGACCUCAACAUGCCCGCCGGUUAUGACAUCCCACUCAGCUUCACCUUCACAAACAGCACCGCAUCUUCAGGGAACGGGUCCAGCGUGCCCGCUUACCGCGUCCAGCUCUACGUCAACGGAUGGCAGUACGGAAAAUAUGUCAGCAACGUGGGUCCACAGCUCAAGUUCCCUGUUACAGAGGGAAUUCUGAACUACACCGGCACUAAUUAUUUGGGUAUCUCAUUGUGGAACUUGGAUGGAGGUGCGGCCAAUGUGGAAGGCUUGGAAUUGACGGCUGAUGCGAUGAUUUGGAGUGGAAUGCAGACUGUGAAGACGGUUGAAGGCCAAGUGUACGAGCCGAGGUCGGAUGCCUAUUAA